GGAGGGUAUCAAGCCCAACCCAUUCCUCACCUGACCGCGCUCCACACCGGUCUGAAGAAACACCCCGACGGGAGUCUUACUCACUUGCGUCAGAUCUGCACCUUCAAUCCUCUUCGGUCUCGAUCCUCUCUGUCUUGACCUCUUUCCAUUUAUUUCGCACAUCAUUAUAUCUGUGUAGAAAUCCUUGAUCACUGACGGAUUCGAAUCGGAGGUUCAAAGAUGGCUUUUAUGGCCGUCUUGGAAUCCGAUCUUCGUGCUCUCUCUGCGGAGGCCCGCCGUCGAUACCCCGCCGUUAAGGACGGCGCCGAACAUGCAAUUUUGAAGCUUCGUUCGUUGUCAAGUCCCAGCGAAAUUGCCUAUAAUGACGACAUAAUUCGGAUUUUUUUGAUGGCUUGCGAGGUCAGAGCUGUGAAGUUGAGUAUUAUUGGACUUUCAUGUCUGCAGAAGCUCAUAUCGCAUGAUGCAGUUGCUCCAUCAGCCUUAACGGAAAUACUUUCUACGCUGAAAGAUCAUGCGGAAAUGACUGAUGAGACUGUUCAAUUUAAGACACUACAGACCAUCUUGAUAAUAUUUCAGUCACGCUUACAUCCCGAAAAUGAGGACAACGUUUCUCAAGCUCUUUACAUCUGUCUUCGGCUUCUUGAAAACAGUCGCUCCUCUGAUAGUGUGCGCAAUACUGCUGCAGCUACUUUUAGGCAGGCGAUUGCUUUAAUUUUUGAUCAUGUGGUUAGUGCCGAGUCUCUUCCGGUAGGGAAGUUUGGUUAUGGGGGUCACAUAUCUCGAUCCAAUUCAGUUACUGGUGACGUGAAUCGCAAUAUUAAUUACUCUGAGUCACUGGGCCAUGAAUUUGUUUCUGGAGGGCCAUCAUCGAUGAGAGAGAUCCAGACAAAUGUUGGAAAGCUUGGGCUUCGUUUACUGGAAGACUUGACAGCUCUUGCUGCAGGCGGAUCUGCAAUAUGGUUACGCGUCAGUUCUCUUCAACGGACAUUUGCACUUGAGAUACUUGAAUUUGUUCUCUCCAAUUAUGUGACUGUUUUCAGGACGUUGAUUUCCUAUGAUCAGGUUUUGCGACACCAGAUUUGCUCACUUUUAAUGACCUCACUUCGUACUAAUGCUGAGCUUGAAGGAGAAACAGGGGAGCCUUCUUUUCGUCGUCUGGUUUUGCGAUCAGUUGCUCAUAUCAUCAGGCUUUACAGUUCCUCUCUUAUCACUGAAUGUGAAGUUUUUCUUAGCAUGCUGGUGAAGGUCAUUUUCCUUGACUUGCCAUUGUGGCAUCGGAUUCUUGUGCUUGAGAUCUUAAGGGGAUUUUGUGUGGAAGCACGGACAUUGCGAAUUCUUUUUCAGAACUUUGAUAUGAAUCCAAAGAACACAAAUGUUGUUGAGGGCAUGGUUAAAGCUCUUGCACGAGUGGUUUCAAGUGUCCAGAUUCAAGAAACAAGCGAGGAGAGCCUGACAGCUGUUGCAGGGAUGUUUAGCAGCAAGGCUAAGGGGAUUGAAUGGAGUCUUGAUAAUGAUGCAUCCAAUACUGCUGUGUUGGUUGCCAGUGAGGCCCAUGCUAUAACUUUGGCAGUUGAAGGCCUGUUAGGUGUUGUCUUUACUGUUGCUACCUUGACAGAUGAGGCAGUGGAUGAUGGGGAGCUGGAGUCCCCAAGAUAUGAGAAUGAUCCUUCAGCAAAAUUAACGGGAAAAACUGCAAUUCUCUGCAUUGCAAUGGUAGAUUCAUUUUGGUUGACAGUACUUGACGCAUUAUCCCUUAUUUUGUCAAGGUCUCAAGGUGAGGCCAUUGUGUUGGAAAUAUUGAAGGGAUAUCAGGCAUUUACUCAGGCAUGCGGGGUUCUUCAUGCCGUAGAACCUUUAAACUCUUUUCUAGCAUCUCUUUGCAAAUUUACAAUCCAUUUUCCUAAUGACGUGGAAAGGAAAAGUUCGUUACAGUCUCCUAGUUCAAAACGUUCUGAACUGUUGCUGGAUCUGAGGGAUAGUGUUGUCCUCACUCCCAAGAAUGUCCAGGCCUUGAGGACUCUCUUCAAUGUUGCUCAUCGAUUGCACAAUGUAUUGGGCCCAUCAUGGGUUUUGGUACUGGAAACCUUGGCAGCUCUAGACCGGGCAAUCCACUCUCCACAUGCCACCACACAGGAGGUCUCUACGCCUGUUCCAAAGCUUACGAGAGAAUCUUCUGGCCAAUAUAGUGAUUUGAAUAUCCUCUCUUCUCUGAACUCCCAGCUGUUUGAGAGUUCAGCACUGAUGCACAUAUCUGCAGUCAAAUCUCUUCUUUCUGCACUUCGUCAGCUGUCUCAUCAAUGUAUGACUGCGACAUCAGGUGCUUUUGGACCACAAUUAAGUCAAAAAAUUGGAAGCAUCAGUUUUUCAGUUGAAAGAAUGAUAUCCAUUCUUGUCAAUAAUCUUCAUAGAGCAGAACCAUUGUGGGAUCAUGUUGUUGGCCACUUUCUUGAGCUUGCCGAUGAUUCCAAUCAACACCUACGAAACAUGGCUCUUGAUGCAUUAGAUAAAUCCAUUUGUGCUGUUUUAGGUUCGGAACAGUUUCAGGACUACUCAUCAUCCAAAUUUGAGGGGACAGCUCACAGUGACGAAACAAAACAUGUGGAGUUUAAAUCACUUGAAUGUGCCGUUAUAUCUCCUUUGAGGGUUCUUUAUUUUUCAAGUCAAAGCAUUGAUGUUCGUGCUGGAUCCUUGAAAAUUCUUCUGCAUGCUUUAGAGAGGCAUGGAGAAAAAUUGCACCACAGUUGGCCUAAUAUUCUUGAGAUGUUGAGGUCUGUUGCUGAUGCAUCAGAGAAGGAUCUUGUCACUCUUGGCUUCCAGUGCCUUCGCAUCAUUAUGAAUGAUGGCCUUUCCGCAAUACCUGCAGAGUGCCUUCCUGUAUGCAUAGAUGUUACUGGAGCAUACAGUGCCCAAAUGACAGAGUUGAAUAUCAGCUUGACAGCGAUAGGCCUCUUGUGGACUACAACUGAUUUUAUUGCUAAGGGUCUUUUAAAUGGGCCAGUAGAGGAAAAGGAAACAGAAACUGCAGAUGCUAUUCUAGAAGGCACUGAGGUUGAAAAGGUGGACAAACAGGCAGUCGUCUUGGACAAUCAAGUGAAUGACCAAGUGUCUGCUGUAAAUACUUUGAAUCAUGACAAGCUUCUGUUUUCUGUCUUCUCCCUGCUUCAAAAACUUGGAGCUGAUGAGAGACCAGAGGUCAGGAAUUCUGCUGUUAGAACACUCUUUCAAACUCUUGGGAGUCAUGGACAAAAGCUCUCUAAAAGUAUGUGGGAGGAUUGUUUUUGGAAUUACGUUUUGCCUGCAUUAGACCGUGCAUCACAUAUGGCUGCAACUUCAUCAAAAGAUGAGUGGCAUGGGAAAGAACUUGGGACUCGUGGAGGAAAAGCAGUUCACAUGCUGAUACAUCAUAGUCGAAACACAGCUCAGAAACAAUGGGAUGAGACACUUGUUCUUGUCCUUGGUGGAAUAGCACGUCUUUUACGUUCUUUCUUUCCUUCCCUCAGUAGUUUAAGCAAUUUCUGGUCAGGCUGGGAAACCUUGCUUCUUUCUGUGAAGAGCAGCAUGUUAAAUGGUAGUAAAGAGGUUUCUCUUGCGGCUAUAAAUUGUUUGCAAACAACUGUUCUUUCUCAUUCCCUCAAGGGGAACUUGUCAAUGCCAUACCUUUCCUCUGUACUUCAUGUUUACGAGUUUGUUCUUCAGAAGUCACCAUACUAUAGUGGUGAUGCAGCAAGCAAGGUGAAGCAGGAAAUUCUACAUGGUCUUGGAGAAUUGUAUGUGCAAGCACAAAGGAUGUUUGAUGAUCUCAUGUUUACACAGUUACUAGCAAUCAUAGAUUUGACGAUAAAGCAAACAAUAAGUGUGAAUGAUAACUUCGAAAGCGAAUAUGGACAUGUCCCCCCUGUGCUACGUAGUGUACUGGAAGUCUUGCCUCUACUAUGUCCAACGGAGCAAAUGUCUUCAAUGUGGCUUAUUCUUCUUCGGCAGCUUUUGCAGUAUCUUCCUAGACCAGAUUUGCCUUUGCAGAAUGGGGAGAAUGUUUCAGAACAGAGCAGUACAACUGAUACUAUCAUGAACUCCAAUACAAAGACGAAGUAUGAGAUGCCCAGCAGUACUGCUUCUAUGUUACCGAACAAAGAUGAAGCUGCUUCUCAUAGUUCUGGAUUGUCUACUAUGACAGCUGUUAUCCCGAGCUAUAUGUUUGCUGAAAAGCUUGUUUCAUUAUUGGUGGAUCUUUUCUUACUGGCUCCACUGGUUGAAAAGUAUAUAAUGUUUCCUGAAAUUGUUCAAAGCCUUGGAAGGUGUAUGACAACAAGAAGAGACAAUCCAGAUGGUUCACUUUGGCGAUUAGCGGUUGAAGGUUUCAAUCGUGUUCUUGCUGAUGAUGCCAAUAAAUUUUCCACGAACUCUGGACCAGAUUUGAGAAUCAGUAAACCUGCAAGAAUGCGUAUCUGGAAAGAAGUUGCAGACGUUUAUGAAAUAUUCCUUGUUGGUUACUGUGGGCGUGCUAUUCCUUCAAAUUCUCUAUCAGCUGUUACCCUCAAGGCUGAUGAGUUUCUCGAGAUGACCAUGUUGAACAUUCUAGGGGAAAGGAUUCUUAAGUCCCCGAUUGAUACACCUCGUGAUAUUCUGCAACGGCUAGUUUCGACAAUUGAUCGAUGUGCAUCACGCACAUGUUCUUUGCCUAUUGAAACUGUGGAAUUGAUGCCCUCUCAUUGUAGCAGAUUUUCCUUGGGUUGCUUACAGACAUUAUUUUCUUUAAGCAGUCAUGACAAUGGAGAUGGUCAUUGGAGCUUGACAAGAGCUGAAGUGAGCGAAAUCUCGAUCAAGAUACUUUUAGCCAGAUGCCAGUUCAUUUUGAACAAAUUUCUUAUUGAUGAGAACGAACUAAUUCAACGGGCAUUACCUCUCGCAAGGCUAGAAGAAAUUUUUUUCGUCCUUCAGGAACUGGCUCGUUUAGUAAUUCAUCCGGACACGGCAUCUAUUCUUCCUUUACAUCCUAAUUUGAAAAAUGGCCUAGGAGACAAAAGGAAUAGUGACACACAUCCGCAUCUGCUUGUGCUACUUCCCUCCUUUUCUGAGCUCAUUAUAUCAAGGGAAGCCCGGGUGAGAGAGCUUGUACAAGUCUUAUUUAGACUCAUUGCCAAAGAACUUGCUCUUGAAAAUUUUGCGUCGCCCGUUGAUGCAUGGUCGAAUGCAUAUUGACACAGGCCAACUAUAUUAAUUCGACAUGUUAUUUUUUGUCGAUAGAAGUUAUAGCUGAGGAAUUUUUUCCGUGUCCUCAUCCUUCUAUACCAUGUACCUUAGUUAUAUGUACAAUGUAGGAUAAGUGCCAGUUUGUUGUAUUUAAACUCCAACUCUGAUUAAUUCCUUCCCCAUUUCUUGAUUGAGGCAUUUUGUAUAGAAUGUACACAAUUUUGUAGGUUGAAAAAUCAAAAAUGGGUUCACGUUCAUAUGAAAGGGGAGGGAAUAAGGAGCUUGCUCCUUGCUGGUUUGAAAGUGUAAAGAUGGUUUAAGAGAUGAUUCAAUUCUCUACCAAUGAUGUUGUUUUCCCUUCACAGAUGGGGAAUUUGGAGGUUGUAGUUUUCCAACCUACUAAAAUUG
This is a messenger RNA of Tripterygium wilfordii, 5598 nucleotides long. RefSeq names its product protein MON2 homolog. The coding region runs from base 220 to 5199 and encodes 1659 amino acids. The record is from RefSeq and is a predicted model, not a curated record. Lineage: Eukaryota; Viridiplantae; Streptophyta; Magnoliopsida; Celastrales; Celastraceae. The transcript has 44 exons.